UCCCGGAGGCUUCUGGGUAGCGGUUUACCCCCGCCCACUGCGUCAGCGUCUUCCUUUCGCUGCCUGACGCCGCCGAGGUCGCACGCGUGAGGCCUGUCCCGCAGCAGCCGACAUGCGCUACGUCGCCUCUUAUUUGCUUGCCGCCCUUGGGGGCAACUCCUCUCCCAGCGCCAAAGACAUUAAGAAGAUACUAGACAGCGUGGGCAUCGAGGCGGACGAUGACCGACUCAACAAGGUCAUCAGUGAGCUGAAUGGAAAAAACAUUGAGGAUGUCAUCGCCCAGGGUGUUGGCAAACUUGCCAGUGUGCCUGCUGGUGGGGCUGUGGCUGUUUCUGCUGCCCCUGGCUCUGCAGCUCCUGCUGCUGGUUCUGCCCCUGCUGCAGCAGAGGAGAAGAAAGACGAGAAGAAGGAGGAGUCCGAGGAGUCAGAUGAUGACAUGGGAUUUGGCUUGUUUGAUUAAAUUCCUGCUCCCCUGCAAAUAAAGCCUUUUUAUGUAUCUUGA
Messenger RNA from Peromyscus leucopus (white-footed mouse), 502 nucleotides. RefSeq names its product ribosomal protein lateral stalk subunit P2 (gene Rplp2). The transcript is spliced from 5 exons. Gene Ontology annotation, molecular function: structural constituent of ribosome. The record is from RefSeq and is a predicted model, not a curated record. Gene Ontology annotation, biological process: cytoplasmic translational elongation. Lineage: Eukaryota; Metazoa; Chordata; Mammalia; Rodentia; Cricetidae. Gene Ontology annotation, cellular component: cytosolic large ribosomal subunit; ribosome. The coding region runs from base 113 to 460 and encodes 115 amino acids.